Molecule: messenger RNA, 489 nt
Organism: Limulus polyphemus (Atlantic horseshoe crab)
Lineage: Eukaryota; Metazoa; Arthropoda; Merostomata; Xiphosura; Limulidae
Product: protein Wnt-7b-like
Exons: 1
Biological process (GO): multicellular organism development; canonical Wnt signaling pathway; neuron differentiation
Cellular component (GO): extracellular region
Molecular function (GO): cytokine activity; frizzled binding
Source: RefSeq, a predicted model, not a curated record
GCUGUCAAACAGAAUAUGUUAACCGAGUGUAAGUGUCAUGGCGUUUCGGGCUCUUGCACCAUCCGUACUUGUUGGAAGACUCUGCCAUCAUUCACCCAAGUCGGAGACUUUUUGAUGGAAAAAUAUCGUAGGGCGAAAAGAGCAUUUCCUUUCUGGGGCAACCAAAAGGGGCUGUCAACUCCUUCCCACCUCCGUGUUCGCCGAUCCAAGUUACCCAAUUCGAAACCAAUAUCUAAGAAUCUUGUUUAUUUAGAACGUUCACCAAACUACUGCGACCUAGACUUGUCCCUUGGAUCCCCUGGCACCAGGGGGCGGCGCUGCAAUCGGACUUCCAACGGGAUCGACGGCUGCGCCCUAAUGUGCUGUGGUCGAGGUUAUAACACCCAUCAGCUCACACAAAGCUGGCAGUGCAACUGUAAAUUCCAAUGGUGUUGUGACGUGAAAUGCAAUAUGUGUAAAGACAAAUUAGAGGCUUACACGUGCAAGUAG